Molecule: messenger RNA, 2302 nt
Organism: Hibiscus syriacus
Lineage: Eukaryota; Viridiplantae; Streptophyta; Magnoliopsida; Malvales; Malvaceae
Product: U-box domain-containing protein 30-like
Exons: 2
Coding region: 516-1874 (452 amino acids)
Biological process (GO): protein ubiquitination
Molecular function (GO): ubiquitin protein ligase activity
Source: RefSeq, a predicted model, not a curated record
ACUACUGCCCCAAAAGAAGAGCAGUAGGGGAAGCCUUUGCAGGGCAUGGCUUUUCUCUGUUAUUCUACAUCUCUCUUCUUUUUCUCUCUAUUUUCUGCUUGUAGAAUAAGUGGAAGAUGGGAGCUUGGUUGUUGUGUGUUUAUUAGUGAUAUUAUUGUCAUUAUGAUGAGUGUAAAAUGAGGAACUUUUGACCAUAGAAAAGAGAUCAGGAUAAAGCAAAGGGAAAGGGGCAUACGUAUGUGUGAGCUUGUAGGGGGUGAAGAAUAAAAAAAAGAGGUUUUUUUUUUUUUGCUUUAUGAUUUGUCAAUGAGAGAAGAGUUGAGUGGAAAGACACCAAGUUUCGCUCCUUUUUCGUAAUGUAGGUUGAAGGCUGCUUGCAAGCGAAGUGAAUUUAGAGCUUCUUUUGGGGUAGUGGUGGAGGGGUUUUAAAAAAAUCUUUCUUUUUUGGUCCCUUGAGAAUCAGUGUUGCUUUAGUGUUUUUAAUAUUUUGAAGAAAAAAAGGGUGGGUUUCAAAGAUGCCUAUGUUUCAACCCUCAAAGAGGGACGGGGUUGUUGUUGCUGGAUUUGAUGGUAGUGGUGAUGGGCAAGUUCUAGAUCUGGACACUGCUGUUAAAGAUGGGGUUUUGGGUGGUGGUGUUGGCGGUGGAGUCAUUGGUGCUGCCGUUGGUGAGAAAUUGGAUCUGAAGAAAAUGAUUGAGGAGCUUGAUUUACCUGAGAUACCUUCUGUGUUUAUUUGUCCAAUCUCUCUUGAGCCAAUGCAAGACCCUGUUACUCUUUGCACUGGCCAAACCUAUGAGAGGUCCAACAUUCUCAAAUGGUUCAAUUUGGGGCAUUAUACUUGCCCCACUACAAUGCAAGAACUUUGGGAUGAUUCUAUAACUCCAAAUAGAACCCUUUACCAUUUGAUUUGCACUUGGUUUUCGCAGAAGUACUCGCGUAUGAAGAAGAAAUCCGAGGAUGUACAAGAAAGAGUAUGUGAGCUUCUUCAGACAUUGAAGAAGGCUAAGGGUCAAGCCAGGAUUCAAGCCUUGAAGGAGUUGAAGCAAGUUGUGGCAGUGCAUGCUACUGCAAUCAAGACGGUGGUUGAUGAAGGUGGAGUUGCUCUAAUUUCAUCAUUGUUAGGUCCAUUUACGUCCCAUGCUGUUGGUUCCGAAGCAAUUGCCAUUCUUGUCAAUUUGGAGCUUGAUUCAGAGUCCAAAACCAAUUUGAUGCAGCCAACAAAGAUUUCAUUGAUGGUAGAUAUGCUGAAUGAAGGGUCAGUGGAGACUAAGAUCAAUUGUACUCGAUUAAUAGAGAAGCUAAUGGAGGAGAAGGAAUUUCGCUCGGAGAGCAUAUCCAGCCAUCGGCUAUUGGUCGGUCUAAUGCGCUUAGUGAAGGAUAAGAAGCACUCGAAUGGAAUCUUGCCCGGACUUAGCUUGCUCAGAUCUAUAUGCUUACAUAAACAAGUCAUGAGUUUGAUUGUGAGUAUUGGAGCCGUUCCUCAAUUGGUUGAAUUGUUGCCUACUUUGGAGCCUGAUUGCUUGGAAUUAGCCCUUUUCAUAUUGGACGCAUUAUCUUCUCUUCCGGAAGGCAAAGAGGCAUUGAAGGAUUGCGGGAACUCAAUUCCGAACAUGGUGAGACUUUUGAUGAGGGUUUCAGAAAGCUGUACUCAAUACGCAUUGUCAAUUCUGUGGUCUGUAUGUAAACUUGCCCCUGAGGAAUGCUCCUCAGUUGCAGUAGAAGCCGGUUUAGCAGCAAAGCUGCUUCUAAUGAUUCAGAGCGGUUGCAAUCCCGUCCUGAAGCAAAAGUCUUCGGAGCUCUUGAAGCUAUGUAGUCUAAAUUAUACAGACACCAUCUUUAUUUCAAAGUGCAAGCUCACAAGGACAAUCCAAUGACAAGUUAAAAGGUCCUGCCAUAAUUGGUUCUUGAAACCUUCCAAGAAUGAACAAUGAUUCAUAUAAGGGCUUUGAGGUAUGAAUUAGCUCUGGUGUACAUAUUUUAAGCACUUCAAUUCGAGCAAUUUGAUUCAAAGUUUACUUAAAAGAACACUCAUAAUGUGGACAAGGAAAAGAAAGCACAUUCAUGCUGAUUAUAUCGCUCUCUUUUCCGAUGCCUUGAAAUGAACCCCAAAAGGAUAAAUGAUGUUGAAAAAAAGUUUCAUAUGGAAUGGAUUAUAGUUGGUGGGGUAUGUUGUAGGAUGGAAUUGUUCUGUUUGUGCUAGACUUUGGAGCUUGCAAUCAAAAUUGUAAUGGACAAAGAAUUGCUUUUGCUCCUUUGUGUGGGGAGAAAUUAAAAGCUAAAGAUAGGGGAAAAUGUAUUGUGU